Molecule: messenger RNA, 276 nt
Organism: Dibothriocephalus latus
Lineage: Eukaryota; Metazoa; Platyhelminthes; Cestoda; Diphyllobothriidea; Diphyllobothriidae
Source: the annotation of a GenBank genome assembly
AUGAAUGAAAAGGAAGGCAUGUCUACGUCCAGCCGCAAGGAAGAGCGCACUGCAACUCCCACUGGUAACGACAAGUUUGCUACGGAAAACUGUGGCGAUUGGGAAGUCGAAUGUGGUGAGUGGAAGGGUGAAGCUAUCGAAGUCGUUAACUCAAACUCGGACUUCCCUGUUAACAUUCAUGAAGACAGCGAGCUCUUGAAACUGGUUACGACAGAGCCCGAAGAACCCCAGGAAAACACCCCUAUUGAGGCUCCAGAACCAGAAAAACCUUCCGAA